GCGGACGGCGAGCGAGGGCGCCAAGCGAGCGCCAACUACAGAAGCAGAGCAAACGAUGCAGAAGCUGUGGGCGGGGGUGCUGGGCGUCGCAGCAGACAGCAUCGGGCUGGAUGAUAGCUUCUUCCGCCUGGGCGGCGACUCGAUCGCGGCGAUGAAGCUGGUGGGCGAGGCGCGCAGGCACGGCGUGCAGCUGUCCGUUGCAGACCUCUUCCGCCAUCCCACGCUCGCCCAGAUAUCUCUAGCCGGUCUAGCCUCCCCCGAAAGCUCACCACAGCCAGUUCCACCGUUCUCCCUUCUCCCACUCACCAUCAAGGAUAGCAUUCUCUGCCAAAGCGUCCUUUCCAAGAGCUCUAUUCAACAGCAACACGUGACCGACAUCUUGCCCACGACCCAUGUGCAACGCCUCUUUGUCAAUUGGGGUAUCGAGUCGCCCCGUGAAGCUUUCAACUACUUCUUCCUCGAUAUCGGACCGCAGCUGGAUGCACAGCUACUCCACGACAGCUGUGGUAAACUUGUCGACCACUUUCCAAUCCUCCGCUCGCAGUUCGUCUCCUUUCGCGAGAAGCUUUGGCAGGUUAUUCUGCUACGCCCUCAACUACAUUUUACCACGUUUGAAGUCAACGGAUCUUUGUCUGAGGCCACGCGCAAGAUCUGUCUAGAAGACAUUCACAAGACUGAUCCGCUCGCGCUUCCGACUUCGUUCACGCUGUUGCGAGAUAAGUCGGUCGGCCAUCGCCUGAUCGUUCGUCUUUCGCAUGCUCAGUACGACGGUGUGUGCGCUCCCGUCAUCCUCAACACCCUAGCCGCGCUAUACGCGCAAGAGACUCCGCCCAUCCCUCCAAGCUUCUCGACCUAUUUAGCACACGCCCGUACUCAGCGCGAAGCGUCGGCGCGCUACUGGCGAGAACUUUUGAAAGGCUCGUGCAUGACCAGGGCGACUGCACGUCUUCGUCCAAAGGCAGGUGGGCUGCCUGCCCUUGACAAUAUCAAGGUUGAAAGGGUAAUUCGCACCCCUCGACUUCCCCACAACGUUACUAUGGCCUCACUGCUCAGCUCGGCUUGGGCGCUGGUCCUCUCGAGCAUCACAGGCGAAGAAGAUGUCGUCUACGGACACACGGUUGCCGGCCGCAACUCCGACAUCCCAGGCAUCACUGAGAUCGUUGGGCCUUGCUUGAACGUUGUACCAGUCAGGGUCCGCAUACAGCUAGCGAAGACACCGGCAGAUCUCAUCCGCUACGUCCACGAACAGCAUGCAUCGCUUGGACAGGCGGACUCGGCGCAGCUAGACGAGAUCGUCCGCGAAUGCACGGACUGGCCUGCUGGAUCGGAGUUUGACUCGGUAGUGCAGCAUCAGAACAUUGACGAGCACCCUGGCGUCUGCUUUGCGGGGGCGACGACGAAGGUUCAAUGGUUCGACAACCCUUUCUGGAUAGCGCGGCAGCUGUACUUCUUCUCGCUCCCACAAGCCGACCAGCUGAAGCUUACAGUCAGCGGCAAUACGCACAUCCUAACAGCGGAGGCGGCACACUCUAUACUUGACAUACUCGCUGCAACAAUAGUAGAGCUGUCGCAGAACAUGGACGAGCCGCUUACUUUGUCCAAAUUUCCCUUUCCUUUUUGUCCUUGAACUCUUUAGCGAUAGCGGGUUAAACGAGAAACGAAAGUAAGAAACGAAAACGAGAAAAGAAAAUAAGAAUAGGAAAGGACAAAAGAUUGAAAAAAAAAGAAGAGAUUACUAGCUACUUGCUCCUCUUAGUACUGUUCCCUAUUUCGUUUGUUCACUAAGAUUUCCAAGAAGAGAGAAGAUAAAAUAUGUAUUUUCUAGGGUUUUUUAUAGUUAAUAGAUAACGUGCUUUACAAGCGAGUCGACCGUACAAGCGAGGCGCCC
This is a messenger RNA of Bipolaris sorokiniana ND90Pr, 1888 nucleotides long. RefSeq lists its product as uncharacterized. NCBI's taxonomy places the organism in Eukaryota, Fungi, Ascomycota, Dothideomycetes, Pleosporales, Pleosporaceae. The transcript has a single exon. Bases 56 to 1627 code for a protein of 523 amino acids. Gene Ontology annotation, biological process: secondary metabolite biosynthetic process; amino acid activation for nonribosomal peptide biosynthetic process. The record is from RefSeq and is a predicted model, not a curated record. Gene Ontology annotation, molecular function: catalytic activity; phosphopantetheine binding. Gene Ontology annotation, cellular component: cytoplasm.